Protopolystoma xenopodis is the source of this 405-nucleotide messenger RNA. Lineage: Eukaryota; Metazoa; Platyhelminthes; Monogenea; Polystomatidea; Polystomatidae. The record is from the annotation of a GenBank genome assembly.
AUGCUCUUAUCUCAUCUAUUUUUAGCUAACCUGAAGCAUGGUGUUCCCUUAAGUUACCGAGUUGAUUCAUGUGACAGUCUCAGAUAUGUAGUAUGCCAAACCCUUGCCAAACCACUCACUGCAGAAGCUAGACGCCGAGUCGAAAGACCAGUCUGGAUGUCCAAUGGCGAAGCAGUUCUGGAUAAAAACGGACUGACAGAACGACAGUUUCCACGACCUGACUGUCUUGAGAAACCUUUCGUGGGUCCUUUAUUGGGCAUUAAUAUCAAUGAAACCGACAGACAAAUUGGGCCAUCGGAAAUCUCAACGGCUUUAGAGCCUUCUAAGGGUCCAGGAGCUACACUUUCAGAAUUAUUCAAGGCCGAUUUAUCAACCACAGCUACAGAGCAAAGAUGUAUUCGGUAA